AUGUCCGAACUUCCAGACUAUUAUGCGAUCCUUGAAGUUGCCCCCUCCGGGUCGGCCGACGAUAUAAAACGGGCAUACAAGAAAGCCGCGCUGAAGUGGCACCCUGACCGAGUGGCUGUCGACUCGCCUGAACGACAGAAGAGGACGAAGCUGUUCCAAAGAAUCAACGAUGCAUACUACGUUCUUAGUGACGUAACGAGGCGGAAAGAAUACGAUGAGGCGCGCAGGUUCCAUGGCACCUCGGCCUCCGAUUUUGAUUACGACGACGAAGACGCGGCUGCCGAUGAAGAAAUCCCUCACGCCAAACCAUCUACUUUCUCGUGGGCGAACAUGUUCGGCUUCGGUGGUGCUAAGUCGACCGGGGCGCAAGACGAUAGCCAGGAAAACCGAUUUGCCAACGACCAGUUUGGCUCUGUGUUUGAGGAAAUGCUGGGCGAAGACGGCAUGGCGGCCGAGGAAGGCGGCCGGAAGGUCCCAACAAAGCGGUUUUGGAGUGUCGCUGGUGGCAUUGCCGGCGCGGUCGUGGGCUUCAUCAUGGCCGAUGUGGUCGGGGCGAUCCCGGGGGCUAUAGCAGGGGCCAAAGCCGGGGCCAUCAGAGACGCGAAAGGAAAAUCUGUCUAUGCAGUCUUCCAAUCUCUCGAGCAGGACCAGAAGUCUCGGAUCUUGACCGAACUUGCUGCGAAACUGUUCAGCGGUGCUAUCAGUUGA
Molecule: messenger RNA, 708 nt
Organism: Capronia epimyces CBS 606.96
Lineage: Eukaryota; Fungi; Ascomycota; Eurotiomycetes; Chaetothyriales; Herpotrichiellaceae
Exons: 2
Coding region: 1-708 (235 amino acids)
Cellular component (GO): cytoplasm; nucleus
Molecular function (GO): protein folding chaperone; protein-folding chaperone binding
Source: RefSeq, a predicted model, not a curated record